UGGUGCGUCAUGCGAAUGACUUUGGUGUCAAUCCUUGGUACUCCACGAGUGCAAACACACCUGCUGCUAAGCAACAGGCAUACACCCUUAUGGUCCAGGGAGUCCUUUUCUCUUUGUUUUUGUCACUUGCAUGCUUCACAUCUGCUUUGAGGUGGCUUUCCCAGUUUAUGUCCCUCACUUUCUCUCUUGAUGCAUCCCACAAUAAAUGUAUUUUUGUAUACUUUAUUGCAUUUUCUCUGACGUUUCUCUGUCUCUCUGUGUUUAAGUCUAUAAUCCUAACCUGAAAAAGAACAUUACAUUCUUAAUUCAGAUCUAAAAAUAUAUAACCACUGGUUAGAACUUAUCUCAUACUAGCAAUGAGGUUUAUUGUAAAUAAUAGAACACAGCAAUAAUAUCCACCUAUAAUUGACUUCCCACACAUUUCCCAUUGCUAUCAUGUACUUUUUUUUUUCGCACAACCUCUCUCUCUCCAUCUCUCUCUCUGCAACUGCAGCAGAUGGGAGGAAUGAAGGAGAGGAAUUCAGCACAGCAGAAAUGCAGAAUCCAGGGAGGAAUGACCGGGCGUUUCCUAUAUUUUGUAAACAGACCCUGGAGAUUGAUCCCCCAUAGUUAUGUGUGCAUAAGCUCCACUAACCACAGUUAUUGGUGAUUUCACAAUUUCAUGAUGACAGCAAAUGCUUUUAAAUCAAACUUUUCAAUCUUGUCUGUUGUUUGAUCAGGUUGAACUUUCAACAAAGCAAAGCAUUUCAGAAUUGGACACUUUCUCUGCCUUUGGUAACCUUUGACAAUUUUCAUAUAUUGCAGUAAAGAUUAGGAGGUCAGACAUUAAUUGUUAUCCCAAAUGUCAAAUAAAUGGACAGAUGCUGGUUGCCAAAGUCUGCAUGAAACUAGGAGGGAUCAGAGAGAAGAAGGUUUUUUCUUUCUAUAGGAAACGUCUCACAACUCACUCCCACAGAGAGACACAAAGAGGGAGAGAGGGCUGCUGACUGUUGAGGUUGACUGAGGAAUUUCUCUCUCCUCCGUCCAGCUGCCUCCUCAGUGGACUGAAGCGGCUGCAGAGACGUGAACGAGGCACAGCUAUGUUGGGUGUCGUCCUCCUUCUGUCCCUCUCUUCCCUGGUGGCACUGGUGCCUCCUCCCAGUGCCCCUCCUGUCCCCUGCAAGCAAUGCUGUGACCAUCUGGAGCCACCAGAGGGCAGCGGAGCUCAGCCUCCAACAGGACUGUUCAGCCAUGUGCCAGAGGUCCGCACCUACAUCAACAUGACCAUCCUCAAAGGUGAUAAAGGAGAACGUGGUGACAGAGGGACACCAGGUAAAGCUGGACAGGAAGGCCCUCCAGGCUCCAGGGGACCCAUGGGCUCAAAAGGCAGUAAGGGCGAGGCGGGUCUUUCAGGAGACCCCUGCAAAGUCCAUUACGCUGCCUUCUCUGUCGGCCGUCGCAAAUCCCUCCACAGCCUGGAGUCCUACCAGGCGCUGGUAUUUGACACAGUUUUCGUCAAUCUUGAUGGCCACUUCAACAUGUUCAAUGGGAAAUUCCUCUGCCACAUCCCAGGGAUCUACUUCUUCAAUGUCAACAUUCACACAUGGAACUUUAAGGAGACAUACCUGCAUAUCAUGCAGAACGACACACAGCAGGCCAUAGUGUAUGCCCAACCCAGCGACCGCUCCAUCAUGCAGAGUCAGAGUCUGAUGCUGGAGCUGGAGCUGAACGACGAGGUGUGGGUCCGCCUGUACAAAAGGGAAAGGGAGAACGCAAUUUACAGUGACGAUGUAGAUGUCUACAUCACUUUCAAUGGAUACCUCAUCAAAGCUAGCAUGGAGUGAAAAGAUGCCGGGGAUUGAGCUUGGUUUUAUGGAAAGCACAUAAAUUCUUUUCUUUCUUUUAUUGUUUAUUUUUACAGGGACAGUGCACAAUUAAAGGUAAUUGCACCAGAGUUAGCUAAUAGCUAAUUUACAUUUGUUGUCUCUGGGCAGGUUGACAAAAUUGAACUGAGGAUGCAAUUAACAGUAAAGUUGUUCUGUUUGUCCUUCGAUUUUUAGAUAAAAAAAGACAUCCAAAAUCAAAAUUGCAGCAGGAGAAUGAGCAUUAUGUUAGUGAGAAAAUGUGAAGUAAUAAAUUGAAAUGACCACAACUACAAAGAGGGUAUUGUAUGUUUUUACAUUAUAUUAUUUUAACAUUUUGGGAAAUACACUUAUUUCCUUUCUUGUUAGAGUUAGAUGA
This is a messenger RNA of Thunnus maccoyii (southern bluefin tuna), 2220 nucleotides long. RefSeq names its product C1q and TNF related 6a (gene c1qtnf6a). The transcript is spliced from 3 exons. The record is from RefSeq and is a predicted model, not a curated record. Bases 1080 to 1823 code for a protein of 247 amino acids. Lineage: Eukaryota; Metazoa; Chordata; Actinopteri; Scombriformes; Scombridae. Gene Ontology annotation, molecular function: protein binding.